GCCGAGCGUGCUGCCUGCCCCAUCAGACGCAGCCGAGGAGUGCGAGAGAGAUUGCUCGUAGGAUUCUUCUUCGUCGAGGAGCUGGGGGUGAAUGGCAAGGUGGGGGAAGCAGGCUGGGCAGCGACAGAAGGAGGCACGGAAGUUGUCUUUGAAGAAAAGAGAGAAGGGUUCGGUUGGUGGGGAGGGAAGCUGGCUGAUUUUGCAAGACGGUGGCUCGUCUUUUGUGCCUGAGUUUGUCGCACCAUCACCAUUACUCUUUGGUUCGGUGAUAGUCGUUGCUGUGGGUUUGCUUUCCGUGUCGUUGUCUCCUCUCGCUCGCUUUGCUUCCACGUCACCGUCGGUACCAUCAUCCCCUGCUUUUUUUCGCUUCUGUGAUGAAGCAACAGGUGCGACUGUUGUCUUCAGAGCUUCCUUUUGAUCCUCUUUCCCCUCAGAUUUUGCCUGCGGCGAAGGUGCCCCGCUGCGUUUGAACACAGGCGGCAAGAGUCCAUCUGUGCCAGCAUAUGCCUUGAUCCACGGGUUUGCCUCAACACAUUUGUAGCAGAUAAAACCAGAAAAGUCAUCGGCGUGUGGAAACCCAGGGGGUGUUGGCAUGCCGUCUUCCAUAUCAAUGGCGUCCCCAUCGUCUUCUGCUGUAGUAGCCGUCGGUCCCUGGUCAUUCCCGGCUGUAGAUUCUGCCAAAGCCGCCUUCUUCUUCAUCGCCUCAUCAUGCCACGAUGGAUCCAAUCCAACUAUACAAGUAGUAUGAUACCAAUCCUCGCCACAGCCGCCAUUCUUCGCCGCCCCAAGGCCAAGACACUGAUACAUCACCCCCUUCUGAGACUCAGCAUCAUAGUCGCAUUCGCACCCACAAAACCGGUUUCGAAAGUUCUGGUUAUACUCGUUCUUCUCCUCACACGGCUCAUUGAUCACUCCGCCUUUCUGUCCCGUCUCCGAGUUGGUUCGUAACGUGCAUGGUGUAGUGGAUGGGAGACGCGUCGUGCCGCAGUCGCAAACGAAGUUACGCUUGUAGAACAGCUCAACGAGGGUAUGCUCGCCGUGGCACGCAACCGAGCAUGAAUAGCAGACUCCGGCUGGGGUAUAGGGAUCGGAAGGAUUCGCAGGUGGCGGGUUGCAUGUUAUGCAGGCGAAGAGGUCCUGGCGCAAAGGGCCGAGUUGUUUCGUGCAGGUGUCGAAUUUCUAGAUUCGGUCAGUUUGUUGUCAGAUAUAAUGGAGGAUUGAGUCAUGCAUACAUAUGGGAGAGCCUCUCUUGCAUCUGCCUCAAGUUGAAGUUGGCUGCUGAUGAAUCUGAUCAAAGGUCAAUGAAUGUCAUGACGGGCUGGAUGGGAUCUGCGUACUCAGCUGCGGUUUGAGAGUCCUGAGAAACUGAAGAAUCGCUAUCACGUCGCUCUGAAUCAGCAGUAUCUUGCGAAGACGCCAUUUUAUAGGUUCUUCUUGCUCUUAAAUCUCAGUUGGGGAUAGAUUGUGAUGUAGUUUCGUUGUGUUCAGGGUCGGGAUAUGGCGAGGCUCGAGACCAUAUCCACAGCCUCGCACAAUCUUGGUCACCGUAAUAGAGUGGAAACGCGCCGACGCGUAAACGCGAAACGUGAAACUUCAAGACGCGCCUGAACAGAUCAAUUAUCCCCCCUUCUGAACUCAGCGCCAAUUCAUCCAUGUCAUUGACCAGGCUACCAUUAUCAACAACAAACUCAGGUAUAAACAAAAGGAUUUUGCACAUUUUAAAUAUAUACUGUUGCAACCAUGAGUUCGCCAUUGAGGCCCAACAUGGACUCCGCGAACCGCGGAGCAGGAAGCAGAAACCUGGGCAAACGUGGCAGAGAUGAAGAGGAUGUGCCGACUUCUGGUUAUGCCUCCAGUCCUGCUGCCGCCAUCAUCCCCUCGUCACCGCCCGCGUAUCAUCUGGACCGUGCCGACGACGACGACGAUGACAUCGUGGACGACUUUAUCGCGGAUAUUGACGAUGCAGAUGAAAUGGUAGAGGAUGAAGACGGAAUCGAUCUCUUCGCGGAUAACUUUGAGCGCGACUACGAGGCUCGCGAGGAUGACCAGUAUGGCGGUGACGAUAUCGACGAUGAGGGCGACCACGAGGAGUUAGAUGCUUCAACGAGACGCCAGCUCGAAGAGCGACUUAACAGGAGAGACCGAGAGCUUGCUCGCCGGCGCCGUAUGCCAGCAGCGUUUCUUCAAGAUGAGGAAGAAGAUGAUGGAAUGGACCUCACCAACCAGCCCAGGCGCCGUCGCCAUCGCUAUGACGAGGAACCGGAUGAAGACAUGAUGGACAACAUUAUGGAAGAAGAACUGACGCUAGAGGCCUUGCAGGACGUCAAAGCGACGAGUGUGGUGGAAUGGGUUGCCCUACCACAAGUCCAGAGGACGAUUGCGAGAGAGUUUAAGUCGUUCUUGACGGAAUACACUGAUGACAACGGUUCCUCGGUCUACGGAAAUAGGGUUCGCACGCUCGGAGAGAUCAACGCAGAGUCUCUCGAAGUAUCAUAUGACCAUCUUGGUACCUCGAAGGCCAUCCUAGCAUACUUCCUGGCAAACGCGCCUUCUGAGAUGCUGAAGAUAUUCGACGAGGUUGCUAUGGAAGUGACACUGCUUCAUUAUCCCGACUACCAGAAGAUCCACUCUGAGAUCCACGUCCGCAUCUCCGACCUACCUACUCAAUAUACUCUCCGUGAACUCCGCCAAAGCCAUCUUAACAGCCUCAUCCGUGUCAGUGGUGUGGUAACACGCCGCAGUGGCGUCUUCCCUCAGCUUAAAUACGUCAAGUUUGAUUGCUCCAAGUGCAAAACUACCCUCGGACCCUUCAUGCAAGAAUCAAACGUCGAGGUUAAGAUCUCAUACUGCCAAAGCUGCCAGUCGCGCGGCCCCUUCACCGUCAACUCCGAUAAAACUGUCUACCGCAACUUUCAGAAACUCACUCUCCAGGAGUCCCCUGGUACAGUACCCGCGGGUCGCCUACCUCGGCACCGCGAGGUCAUCCUUCUCUGGGAUCUCAUUGACUCAGCCAAGCCCGGUGAGGAAAUCGAGGUUACGGGCGUCUACCGCAACAACUAUGAUGCAAAGCUGAACAACCGCAACGGCUUCCCUGUCUUCGCCACCAUCCUUGAGGCAAACCACGUUGUCAAGUUGCACGACCAGCUCGCCGGCUUCAGACUCACGGAGGAAGAUGAACAGAAAAUCCGCGCUCUUUCCCGCGAUCCACAGAUCGUAGACAAGAUCAUUGGCUCCAUGGCACCUAGCAUUUAUGGCCACACCGACAUCAAGACUGCUGUAGCCCUAUCCCUCUUCGGCGGCGUCAGCAAGGUUGGCCAAGGUAAACACAAGAUCCGUGGCGAUAUCAACGUCCUUCUCCUUGGUGACCCUGGAACCGCCAAGUCCCAAGUCCUCAAGUACGUGGAGAAGACUGCACACCGCGCCGUUUUCGCGACAGGUCAGGGUGCUUCAGCCGUCGGUCUCACAGCCUCCGUGCGCAAAGAUCCUCUCACAUCAGAGUGGACUCUCGAAGGCGGCGCGCUCGUCCUCGCUGACCGCGGCACCUGCCUGAUCGAUGAGUUCGAUAAGAUGAACGAUGCCGACCGAACCUCCAUCCACGAAGCCAUGGAGCAGCAGACCAUCUCCAUCUCCAAAGCUGGUAUCGUCACCACCCUCCAAGCGCGCUGCGGUAUCGUCGCAGCCGCCAACCCCAACGGCGGCCGCUACAACUCCACCCUCCCCUUCUCCCAGAACGUCGACCUCACCGAGCCCAUUCUCUCGCGUUUCGAUAUUCUCUGUGUUGUCCGCGACACCGUCGAACCUGAGGAGGACGAGCGCCUUGCCCGCUUCGUCGUCGCCUCCCACGGCCGCAGUCACCCGGCUGCUGCAACUGGUGAGGAGGACGCGGAGGGAGAGCGCAUGGAGGUCGAGCGCGACGGCCCGAAACAAGAGGGCGAGAUCCCCCAGGAGUUGCUACGCAAGUAUAUCUUGUACUCGCGCGAGCGCUGCCGCCCGAAGCUGUAUCAGAUGGACGAGGAUAAGGUGGCACGUCUGUUUGCGGAUAUGCGCCGCGAGUCGUUGGCUACGGGAGCGUUCCCUAUUACUGUCCGUCAUCUUGAGGCUAUUAUGCGUAUCGCUGAGGCGUUUAGCCGCAUGAGGCUCUCAGAGUAUGCCUCUGCGAGGGAUAUUGACCGUGCCAUUGCCGUGGCGGUGGAUAGUUUCGUUGGUGCACAGAAGCUGAGCUGUCGCAAGGCGCUGGCCCGGUCGUUUGCGAAGUACACGCUUGCGAGGCCAGGGAAGGGGGUUCCAGUAGGCGUGACGGCCUAGAAUUGUUAUGUUGGAUGGAUAUGUUAGAAUGGAUGGGUUUGCUGGAGGAGUUGAGGGACUGGGAGUGGGUUUAUGCGUAAUCAAUACCAAAUGUUAAUGCUUGAUGAGAAAUACGCAACCCAUGGGAUAUUUGUAUUGCAAAUGGAGUGCUGUAAAGAUCUUAACGCGAACAGCUCGAAUAGUGUCAUUUGCUUGUCCGAGACAGACUUGGAAAACAUGGGAACGACGAUCCAAUACGUUGAUCUGAGAGCUUAAGUAAUAGAAGAGAGCAGCUUUGCUACUGCGUCGUGCCCAUUCCGUGUAGCCCAUAAGAGCGGCGUCUGGCCAUCAAUGUCUUUGGACUCUAGCUUAGCGCCCUCGUCAAGCAGAAGCCUCACUACUGCCUCACGCCCAUACUCUGCAGCUGUCCGGCCACUAUCAUUUGUAGACUCUAGCUUCGCGCCGUUGUUAAGCAGCAGCUUCACUACUGCCUCGUGCCCUUUCCGUGCAGCGAAAGAGAGUGGUGUGCGGCCUCUGUUAGAUGUAGAUUCUACCUUAGCUCCCUUGUUAAGCAGAAGCCUCACUACUUCCCUAUGUCCAUUCUCUGCAGCCCAUGAGAGC
Messenger RNA from Pseudogymnoascus destructans, 4905 nucleotides. It is a transcript of the gene MCM2, whose product is annotated as MCM DNA helicase complex subunit. Gene Ontology annotation, cellular component: MCM complex; nucleus. Gene Ontology annotation, biological process: DNA replication; double-strand break repair via break-induced replication; mitotic DNA replication initiation. The record is from RefSeq and is a predicted model, not a curated record. The transcript is spliced from 3 exons. Gene Ontology annotation, molecular function: single-stranded DNA helicase activity; 3'-5' DNA helicase activity; single-stranded DNA binding. Lineage: Eukaryota; Fungi; Ascomycota; Leotiomycetes; Thelebolales; Thelebolaceae. The coding region runs from base 1741 to 4305 and encodes 854 amino acids.